AUGGCAGGCGCGACCGACGAGAACGUGACAUCUGUACGGCCACUCAGCGACAUGACGUCCUUCCCGAAUCCGACCUUCCUCGACACCGAUCCAUAUCCCACCGCCCUCGGUGCAGACGGCCGACCCACCUCCUCGGCGACGAGCACGACAUCCGAAUUUGGAGUCGACGACUAUGCAUCUGCACGAGAGCGGCAGAGUAAUAUCGCUUCGACGACAGGGCCGGUGGGUGAGCCUGGAUUGCCACCCUCGCGACCAGCGAGCAUGAGCACCAAUAUGGAUGGGUCGCAGAAAGGAUCGGCGCGCAUGCAGCCCCCGAGUAGUAGAAGAGGUUUGGCAGCAUUUGCAGCGCGGAGUGGAGGAAGCCUGCGAAACAGUGGUGAUGCUGCGCCGCCCGACAGUAGGCCAGGCUCGCCGAUGAGUAAGACACAUGUGCCGUCCCUAGCAGCCCAAGGCUUCAACAAGCCCAUGAGCAGUCAGCAACUUCAGGCGCAGCGAGGCGGACCGCGGCUUCCCAGUGCGUUAGCUCAGCAGGUUCGGAAUCGCAGGAGUGAAGACAGCAUGCAUAGGCACCGGUAUAGUAAUGCCUCUGUAAACACAAUGCGGGACGGCCUUCCAGCUACCACGGAUGGGGAUGCGCCACCCUUGCCUACAAGUAGAGGCACUAUGUUCACCAACGACGGCACACAGCCUGAAACCCAACCAGCAAUGAGCGUUGUCAGCAACAACAGCACAGUACCACUACGAGCUCGGCAGAAUCCGAAUGAUCUGAUGGUCAAGACCAAUGCGCAACGGAGUAGCAACAACUCUCUACAGCAGGCACCUCAAAAGUCGCCAAGGUCCUUACGAGCUUCUCUAGGCUUGGGAUCUGCGCGCGAAAGUGCGACCAACCACGAGAGACGCCCAUCUCCGGCCCACGAGGUGCUGCACUCUGAUCCUUCUUCUCCAAACGAGACAGAUGAGAAAAGGUUGCCAAACAGUGUGCAUCCAUCUGCACCUCAAGGACAGGGCAGAAACUACGAGUACUUUGCUGGAAACAUGCUCUUCUUCUUAGCCGGACGAUGUCUAAACACUCGAGCUAAGCCGUUGAAUGUCGCCACAUUCGUCCUCACCGCACUACCAGCAGCAUUGUUCUUUGGCUGCUCCGCACCCUGGCUCUGGCAUAAUGUCUCACCCGCCAUCCCGAUAUUCUUCGCAUACUUCUUCUACAUCACAAUCUCAUCCUUCCUCCACGCCGCAUUCUCAGAUCCCGGCAUAUUACCACGGAACCUCCAUCCACACCCACCCAACCCCGAAGAGGAUAGAGACCCUUUGACGGUGGGCCCACCAACAACAGAAUGGGUCAUGGUCAAAACCUUCCCAUCGAAACGAACACCUGGCGCGCAAGCCUCUCCCGACGAAGCGCAGCAGGGUUCUACCACAGCCAUGGAAGUACCCACCAAGUAUUGCAAGAGCUGUGCCGUCUGGCGCCCACCCCGCGCCCACCACUGCCGAAUCUGCGAUGCCUGCGUCGAAACUCAGGAUCACCACUGCGUCUGGCUGAACAAUUGCGUCGGUCGACGAAAUUACCGCUACUUCUUCUCCUACGUCUCCUUCGCCUCCAUCCUGACCCUCAUGCUAUUAGCCUUCAGCAUCACACACAUAUCCUCCUACGCCAAACAUAACAAUCUCAGCUUCGGCCAAAGCCUAUCCGGUCGAUCACAGGAACGAGUAGCCUUCGCCAUGCUCCUCUACAGCAUCCUCGCCCUCCCCUACCCAGGCAGUCUCUUCGCCUAUCACUGCUUCCUCAUGGCGCGCGGCGAAACAACGCGAGAAUACCUCAACUCGCACAAAUUCCUCCCCAAAGACCGACACCGACCAUUCACGCAGAGCUCCUGGUUGCGAAACUGGGCGGCUGUGCUAUUGCGGCCGAGACCACCGACGUAUAUGCAGUUCAAGCGGCGGUAUCAGCAAGGUGAUAUUAGGUUUGGGUAUACGGAGCCCAAGAAGGCGAGGAUGAGGGAUUUGAAGAAGAGGUAUUCGGUGGGCAAGGGGAUGAAUGGGAAGGCAGCUGUGGAAGGAGGGGAGAAGCAUGAGAUGCAGAAUUUGCCCAAGUCGCCUCCGAAGCCGCAAGCGAGGGGUGCCGGUGGUAGUGGUGAUGUGCCGGCAGCAGGUGGUGGAGGAGUGGGUGUGAACAGUACGCCGUGGUGA
Recurvomyces mirabilis is the source of this 2187-nucleotide messenger RNA. RefSeq names its product Eukaryotic peptide chain release factor GTP-binding subunit (gene ERF2). The transcript has a single exon. Gene Ontology annotation, molecular function: protein-cysteine S-palmitoyltransferase activity. NCBI's taxonomy places the organism in Eukaryota, Fungi, Ascomycota, Dothideomycetes, Mycosphaerellales, Teratosphaeriaceae. Bases 1 to 2187 code for a protein of 728 amino acids. Gene Ontology annotation, cellular component: endoplasmic reticulum; Golgi apparatus. Gene Ontology annotation, biological process: protein targeting to membrane; peptidyl-L-cysteine S-palmitoylation. The record is from RefSeq and is a predicted model, not a curated record.